AUGGCGGCGGGGCCGCUGUCGGGCUCGGCCGUGCUGGAGCUGCCCCGGGCGCCGCGCCUCGUGUGUGUGGAGUACCCGGGGCUGGUGCGGGACAUCGGGGCCAUGCUGAGCACGCUGGGAGGAGAGCAGGGCGUGUCGCGGAUCUACGCAGACCCUGCCAAGAGGCUGGAGCUGUAUUUUCGCCCCAAGGACCCCUAUUGCCACCCCGUGUGUGCCAACCGCUUCCCCACCUCCACCAUGCUGCUCAGGGUCAGGAGGAGGAGGAGCAGGAAGAAGCAGCAGCUGGACACCGAGGAACAAACCCAGCCAGAAGUCCAGUUUGAGAUGGAGAUCCUUGGGAUUGUCACCACUGUUUACAAAUUUCAAGGAAUGUCUGAUUUCCAGUACCUGGCAAUGCACUCUGGUCCUGAUGGCAAACCAACCUCCAUGUAUGACAAAGUCCUGAUGCUCAAACCAGAGAAGGAAGAGUUUUUCAACAGGGAAUUACCUCUUUACAUCCCCCCACCAAUUUUCUCGCGCCUGGACACUCCCAUUGACUAUUUUUAUCGUCCAGAUAUUCAGCACAGGGAGGGAUACAGCAACCCCCAGGUGUCUGGGGAGCACCUGAUUGGCCUCAGCAGGGCCCGUCGCCCACACAAUGCCAUCUUUGUGAACUUUGAUGAUGAGGAAAUCCCAGCUAAACCACUGGAUGCUGCUGUACAGACCUGGAAGAAAGUGUGCAACAAUCCUGUGGAUAAAAAGGUGGAGGAGGAGCUGAGAAAGCUCUUUGAAGUCCGCCCUGUCUGGUCCCGGAAUGCAGUCAAAGCCAACAUCGGUGUCCACCCGGAGAAGCUGAAGCUGCUGCUGCCAUACCUGGCCUAUUACAUGUUGACAGGUCCCUGGAGAAGCUUAUGGGUUAGGUUUGGGUAUGACCCCAGAAAACACCCUGAAGCAAAGAUUUAUCAAGUACUGGACUUCCGAAUUCGCUGUGGAAUGAAAUAUGGUUAUGCCCCUAAUGACAUGCCUGUGAAAGCAAAACGCAGCACCUACAACUACAGCCUGCCCAUCACUGUCAAGAAACAAGUCAGUCACACAGUCAGUGUCCACGACCUCAAACAGGGGCUGGGUACAGCUGGUGCAUCUGGGGCAAAAAAGCCCCCCUCCAGCAGGUAUAAACUGAAGGAAUCCAUCUACAUUUUCCGAGAAGGAGCUUUACCCCCAUAUCGACAGAUGUUCUACCAGCUCUGUGACUUGAAUGUGGAGAGCCUGCAGAAGAUCAUCCACAGGAAUGAUGGCACAGAGUCGGAGUGCACGGAGCGGGACGGGUGGUGCCUCCCCAAGACCAGUGAUGACCUGAGGGACAGCAUGUCCCUGAUGAUAAAGCAGAUCAUCAGAUCCACAAGGCCUGCUCUUUUCUCAAAUACAACAAGCAGUGAAGACUGCAAAGAGCAGCUGGCAUACGAGUCUGGAGAGGAUGAGGAGGAUGAAGAGGAGGAGGAAGAAGAUUUCAAGCCUUCUGAUGGGAGUGAAAAUGAAAUGGAGACAGAGAUACUGGACUAUGUGUGAACUGGCUGCUGUGGCCAGAAUUGUCUCUUGCUCCUUGAGAGCUGAGGGUUCAGAUCCAUGCCCAGGAUCUGGGAAAGCAGAGCUUGUACUAUGAUGAUGCCACUCUCUCUGCACUGACUGCUCGUGGCCAUGGAUGUUUGGGAGUCUUUGCCUACAUUUUCAUAAUUGCUGGCUAAGAAAGCCUCCAGCAAGCUCAGCAAACACCCCAGAGUGAGCCCAGAGUCCAAACCAGCUGGUAAUACACCAGGAUAGAGGAGAAGCUGCAUUUCCAGAUCUCUCCACGUGUGGGAAUUGCACUCUGUCCAGGUUGGUGGCUGUGUGGAAAAUGGAAAAGGUGCCUGAGGAGAUGCUGGAAGAAGCAUUCCAGUGUUACUGGAGCCCCUAAGGCAGGUUCUGCCCUUCUGCUUGUCCAAAGGGAACGAAAAUACUGUGCCUGCCUUCAGCACUGAGCAUUGCCAGCCCUCUUGGAAAUAAAGCCAGCAGUAAAACACA
Empidonax traillii (willow flycatcher) is the source of this 2037-nucleotide messenger RNA. It is a transcript of the gene GTF3C5, whose product is annotated as general transcription factor IIIC subunit 5. The transcript is spliced from 11 exons. Gene Ontology annotation, biological process: transcription initiation at RNA polymerase III promoter. NCBI's taxonomy places the organism in Eukaryota, Metazoa, Chordata, Aves, Passeriformes, Tyrannidae. The coding region runs from base 1 to 1545 and encodes 514 amino acids. Gene Ontology annotation, cellular component: transcription factor TFIIIC complex. The record is from RefSeq and is a predicted model, not a curated record.